CUUUAGCAUCCGCUGAACUCCUGAACGGCCACAAGAGCAAACGGCACCAAAAGACGGUAGCGACAUUCGCAUAGCACCCGCAACGCCUCACGAACCCCGACAAUCCUUACUAGGAUAAUACCUAGAAACUUCUCUCCGAGCAACGUUUCGGCACACCUACAACCAUCAUCGGAUGGUUCUCGCAAUUCUGCCAGCAUCGCCUUGGGCACGGUAAAUUACCGCUUUUGAGGGUGACGACAGCGGCGACGACGGCGUAGCCAGCCAGCGCAAACUCGACCGCUACUUCGAGUAAGCUCUUGGGAUUUCGGCAAGCCGUCGACGGGAAAUACACGACAAUCUCUUAGCGAUUCAACGGGAAUAAAGACGGACCCUGGUAGGCCUAUUGGUUAUGACUGGCUAUUCGACAAUCGCAGAUCUCAGCGAUUCGGGAGGAACGGGCGCAGGAAUCAUGGCGCCACAACGAAGAGGUCGCAUUUCGAAGGUGGGCGGCGGCAGUGCCUCCAUGAUGAGCAGCAACAUCAAUCUCGUUAAUACAAUCAUUGGUGCGGGAACACUUGCAAUGCCCUUGGCCAUGUCCCAUUUUGGCGUCAUGCUGGGAGUCAUCCUCAUCGUGUGGUGCGGACUCACAUCAGCCUUUGGUCUCUACCUCCAAGGACGCUGUUCACGAUAUAUCGACAGGGGAUCGUCGUCCUUCUUCGCUCUGUCGCAGAUGACGUACCCGAAUGCGGCGGUAGUCUUUGAUGCCGCCAUUGCUAUCAAGUGCUUCGGUGUUGGCGUGUCGUACAUGAUCAUUAUUGGUAACCUGAUGCCCGGCGUCGUCAAGGCGUUUGGUACCGGCGCCGAGGGACUGCCGUUUCUUGCUGACCGCAAGUUCUGGAUAACUGUCUUCUUCCUAGUGUUCAUCAUCCCCCUGAGCUUCCCUAAGAAGCUGGACUCGCUCAAGUACACAAGUCUGGUUGCCCUCGUUUCGAUUGGCUACUUGAUCAUCCUGGUUGUCUAUCAUUUUGCAGCCGACGACCACUCCGACCGCGGAGAGAUACGCUUCAUUACCUGGGAAGGGCCAGUUGCGGCGCUGAGUAGUUUGCCAGUUAUUAUCUUUGCAUAUACAUGCCACCAAAAUAUGUUUUCUAUUUUGAAUGAGAUUAAAGAUAAUUCUCCCGGGAGCAUUGUUGGCGUCAUAGCCUCUAGCAUUGGCUCUGCUGCUUCUGUCUACGUUCUUGUUGCCAUUACUGGUUACCUCACUUUCGGCAGCGGCGUGGACGGAAACAUUGUUUCAAUGUAUUCCGCCUCGAUACCCUCUACAAUCGCCAAAGCUGCUAUCGUCAUCCUGGUAACAUUCAGCGUGCCGUUGCAGGUCCACCCAUGCCGUGCCUCGGUUGACGCCGUCUUGAGGUGGCGGCCCGGAAAGAGGUUACCGGCCAACGGCGGCAGCCAAGGAUCUCUUCCAGGGAGCCAGCCUCUUCUGCCUUCGGUUAAUUCUUCAGGCCCUCUCGACAGCCACGGAGCGCCAGCGACUGCCAUGUCAGAGCUACGAUUUGCGCUGAUUACCAGCGGAAUUCUUGUUUUGAGCUACAUCACUGCUCUGAACGUGUCAAGCCUUGACCGGGUUCUGGCAUAUGUCGGCAGCACAGGGUCUACGGCCAUCUCGUUCAUCCUGCCUGGCAUGUUUUACUACAAGAUCAGCGACCCCGACAGCAUCUACCACCAGCGCCUCACCAAGGAAGACGACGACGCCGACUUCUCCGAGGCCGCCUCGGACGAUUCCAUCCCCGAGGCGUCCGGCUCUGGCAUAGUGGACAGCGUCGCCAGCAUUCACUCCAUAGCUGGUGGAGGAGCCGGUGGGCUAUCCCGCUGGCGGUGGCGGCGCAAGUGGCGCUGGGAUAUGGAGCACAUCGAGACAGUGCUGCUGCGAAAGCUUGCCCUGCUUCUGUCGAUAUACGGGUUCUGCGUCAUGAUUGUGUGCUUGUCCAUGAAUGCGUUCUUAUCACACUCGAAGAAGUAGUCCUAUCCAGUUUCUGAAAAGGGCAGAAAAGAUUGAAAUACCUUGCAUCACUAAGGUAGGAUAUUGCAUUGUAUAUGGUUAGUGUACUACGCGUGGGAACAGGUAGCCUGGUCCGUCGUGCGCUCCAAGACCAUUCCCGGCUGGCGUUUUCUGGAGAAUCUUGGGGUUUGCUUUUUACACGCAUUAGCGAGGUGGGGGGUUGUUGGCAUGGAUGGAUGCAUUGUUGUAUAUAUGGAACCCGAAAAUGUUACUUUUUGUCACCCAAGAGACGUUAUACU
This is a messenger RNA of Lasiosphaeria miniovina, 2280 nucleotides long. RefSeq names its product transmembrane amino acid transporter protein-domain-containing protein. Gene Ontology annotation, biological process: amino acid transmembrane transport. Gene Ontology annotation, molecular function: L-amino acid transmembrane transporter activity. NCBI's taxonomy places the organism in Eukaryota, Fungi, Ascomycota, Sordariomycetes, Sordariales, Lasiosphaeriaceae. The record is from RefSeq and is a predicted model, not a curated record. Bases 389 to 2002 code for a protein of 537 amino acids. Gene Ontology annotation, cellular component: fungal-type vacuole membrane. The transcript is spliced from 5 exons.